AUGAUAAAAUUGAUCAAUGAUUUAAUAGAUAUUACGCGCGAGUACAAAUGGCCAUAUUCGAUGAAUCGACCUCUUUUUCGAGCACGAAAUCUUGAUCCAAAUAAACGUAUACGAUUGCUCGUUGAUCAACAUGAUGAUAACAAUAAUGAUCUUAGUGAUUCAUCAACAAAAUCAGCAUCUAGUAACAAUCUUUUCGUUUCUAUUUCGUCUACAUCCACAAAUCAGACAAUUCAACAAUCAACUGGAUCAACUUCACAAUUACCACAACGAUGUGUAUCACAAAUGCCAUUUGUAUCGGGCAUGGAACGAGAAGAAGAAGCGGAAUAUCACCUUCAAAAUGCUCUCGAUGCUCAAUCUCGACUUGGUUCAGCUAAAAUUCGUGCUGUACCAAUACCUGAUCUAUACGAAGAUCGAAAUAGUCAAUCCAUAUAUCCAGCUAAUAUUGUAUUACCUAAACAACUUAUUCGUUUGCAACGUAUAUAUCGACAAAAUUAUCUAUUGUGUUAUUUUUUUUUCAGC
Rotaria sordida is the source of this 519-nucleotide messenger RNA. The record is from the annotation of a GenBank genome assembly. NCBI's taxonomy places the organism in Eukaryota, Metazoa, Rotifera, Eurotatoria, Philodinida, Philodinidae.